Molecule: messenger RNA, 1760 nt
Organism: Galeopterus variegatus (Sunda flying lemur)
Lineage: Eukaryota; Metazoa; Chordata; Mammalia; Dermoptera; Cynocephalidae
Gene: KLF11
Product: Kruppel-like factor 11
Exons: 4
Coding region: 35-1540 (501 amino acids)
Biological process (GO): regulation of transcription by RNA polymerase II
Molecular function (GO): RNA polymerase II cis-regulatory region sequence-specific DNA binding; DNA-binding transcription factor activity, RNA polymerase II-specific
Source: RefSeq, a predicted model, not a curated record
GUUGCACCUGCACCUCGCUCAGCCAGUUGGCAUCAUGGACAUAUGUGAAUCAAUCCUGGAGAGGAAGUGGCAUGACAGCAAAAGGUCUACAUGCAGCAUCCUGGAGCAGACAGACAUGGAAGCUGUUGAGGCUCUUGUUUGCAUGAGCUCCUGGGGUCAAAGAUCCCAGAAAGGUGACCUAUUGAAGAUAAGACCCCUCACACCUGUCUCUGACUCUGGGGACUUCACCACUACUGUGCAUAUGGACGCAACCACACCUGAGCUACCAAAGGACUUCCAUUCUUUAUCGACUCUGUGCAUGACUCCUCCUCAGAGCCCUGAUCUCAUGGAGCCACCAACAGGAGCACAUGUUCCUUCCCAAGUAACUGAUUCCAAAGCAUGCAUGGUCAUGGCCAUCCCCCCAUCCUCUGCUGUGGCAGCCAGAGUGCUGAGCAGGAGAGCAGAGAGGGGCUUGCCAGGUUUGAAGCCAGAGCCGCUGGAGCCAGCCCCCAGCCCCUCCUGCAGGGCUGUGCUGACAAGUGUGAUCCGACACACCGGGGAGAGUCCUGCCCCCGCCCACUUUCUUACUGCGCAGACUCAAGAACAACGAAUUUUCAGCAACACAGAAGGGAAAGCACAGUUUCUGGGACAUUUUGAAGCUUUGCAGGACACACACCUCGCAGGCAGUUUACUCAACACUAACUCAGUGUCCUGUCAGCCUUGCUUGCAUGAGGCUGGUGUCCUGCUCCCUACUGACAGAGGCCAGCAGGCAGGAUGGCCCGUUGCAGUUCAGACCUGCUCACCAAAGAAUUAUGAAAAUGACUUGCCAAGGAAAAACACCCCUCUGAUUUCUGUCCCUGUCCCCAGUCUCCCUGUCCUUUGCCAAAUGAUUCCUGUGACUGGACAAAGUAGCAUGUUACCAGCUUUCUUGAAACCCCCUCCCCAGUUGUCUGCGGGGACUGUCAAACCCAUCCUACCCCAGGCUACUCCAGUGCCCCAGCCUGUGUUCAUGGGACCACCUGCGCCUCAGGGAACUGUGAUGCUGGUUCUGCCCCAGGGAGCCUUCCCCCAGCCUGCCACCUGCUCAUCAAGUGUCAUGGCUGUUGGGAAUACCAAGUUCUUGCCCCUUGCCCCUGCUCCAGUGUUCAUUGCCUCCAGCCAAAACUGUGCCCCUCAGGUAGACUUUUCCCGAAGGAGAAACUAUGUUUGCAACUUCCCAGGCUGCCGGAAGACCUACUUCAAAAGUUCCCACCUCAAGGCUCAUCUUCGUACUCACACAGGGGAAAAGCCUUUUACCUGCAGCUGGGAUGGAUGUGAUAAAAAGUUUGCUCGUUCAGAUGAGCUGUCUCGCCACCGCAGAACACACACAGGGGAGAAGAAGUUCAUGUGCCCAGUGUGUGACCGGCGUUUCAUGCGCAGCGACCACCUGACCAAGCAUGCCCGGCGCCACAUGACUACCAAGAAGAUCCCAGGCUGGCAGGCAGAGGUUGGCAAACUGAACAGGAGUGCCUCAGCAGAGAGCCCUGGGAGCCCACGCACAACCACGCAGGCCUCCGCCUGAAAGGUUGGGGAGGCCAUUACCUGUGGCAUUUUAAAAGCCUCUUUUUAGGAAUGGAACUGAUGGGUUCCUCUCCAAAAAAAAGAGAAAGAGGCUAGGGAAGGAUGGGGAGCUGGUUUAUUGAAAGUAUGUUAACUUUUCUUUCUGGUUGGGACCCUGUUCAAUAUCUUUUGUAGUUUCGGAAUUUUUUUUUUUUUUCCCCAGGAAAUGGAAGAAAAUUUGA